CUGCACGCCCACUGGGGUGGAUGAGAAGGGGGCCAGCGGCUGCUUCAGGGUGGGCGGUGGGGAAUUCAGCCUCGCCUAGGUUGCUAACUCAACCUGGGAACUGGGAACUGCCCCUCUUUGAAAACACAGGACUCCUCAACUCCUUUCACUGCUCUUUUUGAGGAGGGCACACCGGACUCCAUGGAAGCUGGACCUGGGACGCUUUGUGGGAACUGGGAGUCUCUUCUGUCUGCUUCCUUUCUGAGUUGCUGCCGUGCUGGGAUGACUGAGGGGGCCUCCCAGCCAUGGCACUGACCAGUGUCCCCACUGCCGACUUGGCCUUUGGGCUCUUUCCGCCUCUGAUGGCAUCUUGCUUUUUCCCCACUCCUGGAGCCCAGUGGUGAGUCUAGGGGCUCAGCCUGAAGGUGCCUGGACAGCAUCUGGUACCCCAACAGCCCAAGCUGGAGGACGGAGGCGUUGUAGUCAGGAGUGAAGAUGAGAUGAGCGGGGGCCGCUUUGACUUUGACGAUGGCGGGGCGUACUGUGGGGGCUGGGAGGGGGGAAAGGCACAUGGGCAUGGACUGUGCACCGGUCCCAAGGGCCAGGGUGAAUACUCGGGCUCCUGGAAUUUUGGCUUUGAAGUGGCAGGCGUCUACACUUGGCCCAGUGGGAAUACCUUUGAGGGCUACUGGAGCCAGGGCAAACGGCAUGGGCUUGGCAUAGAGACCAAGGGGCGCUGGCUCUACAAGGGGGAGUGGACGCAUGGCUUCAAGGGGCGCUAUGGAAUCAGGCAGAGCUCGAGCAGCGGUGCCAAGUACGAGGGCACUUGGAACAACGGCCUACAGGACGGCUAUGGCACGGAGACCUACGCAGAUGGAGGGACCUACCAAGGCCAGUUCACCAACGGUAUGCGGCAUGGCUACGGCGUGCGCCAAAGCGUGCCCUACGGGAUGGCGGUGGUGGUGCGCUCCCCGCUGCGCACGUCGCUGUCCUCGCUGCGCAGUGAGCACAGCAAUGGCACUGUGGCUCCGGACUCGCCGGCAGCAGAUGGACCCACGUUGCCUUUGCCCCCGGUGCCGCGCGGUGGCUUUGCACUCAGCCUGCUGGCCACGACCGAGGCUGCGCGUCCCCCCGGGCUGUUCACGCGCGGCACAUUACUAGGUCGGCUGCGACGCUCAGAGUCACGCACGUCGCUGGGCAGCCAGCGCAGCCGCCUGAGCUUCCUCAAGAGCGAGCUGAGCUCGGGCGCCAGCGACGCAGCGUCCACCGGCAGCCUGGCCGAGGGCGCGGAGGGCCCCGACGAUGCAGCCGCGCCUUUCGACGCCGACAUCGACGCCACCACGACGGAGACCUACAUGGGCGAGUGGAAGAACGACAGGCGCUCGGGCUUCGGCGUGAGCGAGCGCUCCAGCGGUCUGCGCUAUGAGGGCGAGUGGCUGGACAACCUGCGCCACGGCUACGGUCGCACCACGUUGCCGGAUGGCCACCGUGAGGAGGGCAAGUACCGCCACAACGUGCUGGUCAAGGGCACCAAACGCCGCGUUCUGCCGCUCAAGAGCAGCAAGGUCCGCCAGAAGGUGGAGCACGGGGUCGAGGGCGCGCAGCGCGCAGCAGCCAUUGCACGCCAGAAGGCUGAGAUCGCCGCUUCCAGGACAAGCCACGCCAAAGCCAAGGCAGAGGCAGCAGAACAGGCUUCCCUGGCUGCCAACCAGGAGUCCAACAUUGCCCGCACAUUGGCCAAGGAGCUGGCCCCAGACUUCUACCAGCCAGGUCCAGAGUAUCAGAAGCGUCGGCUGCUCCAGGAGAUCCUGGAAAACUCGGAGAGUCUGCUGGAACCCCCAGAGCGCGGCCCAGGCGCCAGACUCCCGGAGCGGCCCCGGGAAAGCCCACAACUGCACGAGCGCGAGACCCCGCAGCCCCAGGGCGGUCCCCCAUCUCCAGCCGGGACACCCCCUCAACCCAAGAGGCCCCGGCCGGGAGCGUCAAAGGAUGGUCUGCUGAGUCCGGGCGCCUGGAACGGCGAACCUGGAGGAGAGGGCAGCCGACCCGCCACACCGUCCGAUGUCACCGGCCGUCGCAGCCCGGCGCGCCCCGCCUCGGAGCACAUGGCUAUCGAGGCGUUGCAGCCACCGCCCGCGCCCUCGCGGGAGCCCGAGGUGGCAAUGUAUCGCGGCUACCACAGCUACGCCGUGCGCACCGGGCCACCCGCGCCCCCGCCCUUGGAGGAUGAGCUGGAGCCUGAGGUCCCCCGAUCCGACUCCGCGCCCCCGUCCCCGGUCUCCGUCACCGCCCCGGAGGAGCAGCCCCCGGCACCACCGCGAAGUCCUGUGCCCGCUACGAUCACUACGCCCGCCACGCUGGAGCCCAAGCCUAUAGUCCCCAAAGCCGAGCCCAAGGCCAAGGCCCGCAAGACAGAGGCCCGAGGGCUGAGCAAGGCCGGCGCCAAGAAGAAGGGCCGAAAGGAGGUGGCGCUGGCGGCAGAGGCCGAAGUGGAAGUGGAGGAGGUACCCAACACUGUCCUCAUCUGUAUGGUGAUCCUGCUGAACAUCGGUCUGGCUAUCCUAUUUGUUCACCUCCUAACUUGACCCUCAUCUGCCAGAGCCAGGAGUUCCACCGAGGGUGCCAGCACCUGUCUUUCUGCAAUGCCAAACAGGUGUCCCAGGAGGACCGGACUGUGGACCUGAAGCCUUGCUCACAUCCACUCCAUGGACGUUUAAGGAGGCCUCCCAUGAGCCCAUGUUGGUUGCCAGGGUGCCAGAGGAAGAGAAUGUCUAGGUACCCUCCAGGGCAAAGGAUGCCCCGAGGGAAGAGCCCUGGUCUCCGGAGCCCUUUGACCUACUCCCGCAUCUGUCCUCAGUCUUGCCUCACCUUGUCCUGUCACCCUUCCCUGAGCUUUUGCGUGUUUUGAAAGAUGUCACCUAAGCAAGAUACUAGAACAGAUCACUCCCUUUCCCUCCCACCCCAUCCCCAAUCUAGUCCUCUGUCUGAUGGCUUGAGGCCACCCAGGAAAUUUAAGGGGUGCAGAAGUUCCUUGAGUAGUGAAGGGAUGAAGACCCUUGGGUAGUGCAGUCCUCCCCAGCCCAUGCUGCUCCAGAGAUCACAGAGUUCUGGAGGG
Molecule: messenger RNA, 3094 nt
Organism: Acomys russatus (golden spiny mouse)
Lineage: Eukaryota; Metazoa; Chordata; Mammalia; Rodentia; Muridae
Gene: Jph2
Product: junctophilin 2
Exons: 6
Coding region: 480-2564 (694 amino acids)
Cellular component (GO): plasma membrane; junctional membrane complex; endoplasmic reticulum membrane
Source: RefSeq, a predicted model, not a curated record